GCGUCGAAAAGGAGAAGAAAAAAAAAAACGAAUCAAAAAUGGAGCAAAUCACACAAUAUUUUGAGCAUAUGGAUUACGUGUCCUUUGGCGUCAUUGCGCUGCCCUGUCUGGUCAUAGCCGUCUAUGGAUUUUUACAGGUGGCCAGCGGCUUGGCCAAAAGCAAAACUGACAACAUGCAACGCUUUAACAGCAACAACAACAGCGACACCGAUGGAGUCGUUGUUGGUAGCAACAACAGCAACAACAGCAACAAUACCAACAACAACAGCAACAAACGCUGCGCACAAAAAUAUGGUGGCAAUGGUCAUUUGGCCACUUUAGCAACGACCAGUUCCACAUACCAGCAACAACACCAACAACAGCAACAACAGCUGCACAACAAACAAGUGACUCGCAAGACGCGUUACAACAACAGCAACAACAAGCGUGACGCUGCCGCCUUUAAUGCGUCAAAUGGUCAGAAACGCAACAGUGGACCAAAUGGCGCCAAAGCCGCUGGAGGCGGUGCGGGCGAUGCCUGGCUGGAGCGCAGUUAUGGACGUCGUUUUGUGUCUUCAUCCGACGAAGACAAAUUUCUGGGCCAACUCAAUUGUGGGCAUCGCAACAGCACCUCCAGCGAGGCGACUGAUGAUAUCAACUCCAGCAACGAGCAGCUCAACAAGCCCAAGUCCAAGGGCAACAGGUCACGCUCCAAGCGCCCACAACACCAUCAACAACAACAGCAGCAACACCAGCAAUCGACAAACAAACAACAGCAACAGCAACAGCAACAGACAAGCAAACAGCAACAUCAGCAGUUAGGUACAAAGCUAAAAACUCAGCAGGAAUUAGAUAGCAACAAUAACAGCAACAACAACAGCAGCAGCAGCGGCAGCAACAGCAAUGACAAAAAACACUCUUCUAGAUCGACAAACCAUCAGCAACAUGGGAAGCGUCAGUGCAACAGCAACGGCAAUAGCAACAACAACAAUGAUUCAAAGAUGCACGGCAACAAUAGACGCCAAAAUAAUAACAACAAUAACAGCAACAGCAGCAAUAACAACAGCAGCGGCAAUGGACACAAUAAUAGCAACAACAACAACAACAGCAUCAGCAUUAAGAAACAAACGGCUGUUAAGCAAUGCGAUUCGGCCAACUCAGACUCGGCCAAUUCAUCAUCGGCAAUAAGCUCGACAAACACCACACCGAACAGUUCACCCACAAGCGGCCAUCAUGGAGUCGGCGGAGGAAUGAGAGGAGGAGGCCAGCACCACCACCACCACCACCAUCACCAUCACCACCACCAGCAGCAGCAGCAGCAACAUCUCAGCUGCUCGGGCGACUGGCAAGCACACCAGUCGCGAAAGCUUCGUCGUAACGAGCAGCUGCUCCAACGUCAUCGCCAGUGCCACAAUGCGAAUUUUCUGGUGGCACCAUUGCGGGAAUACGAGCGCAUUAACAUGGACGAUGCGACAUUGGUGGAUCAAUUGCGUCGCCACCUGAUCGACCAUCAUUUGUUGCGCGUGUACGGCUUUCCCGUCGCGAGCGUGGUGCAUGAGGGCGCCAUCGAGAUCUUCAAGUGUCUGCCACACAUGACAUUUGCGGCCGCCAACGGCAUGGCUGUCGCCGAAUCGGCACUCACCGUAAUUAAUUGCAAUGAUGGACUUAAUACGAGCACCUUUCAGUACAGCAGUCAGGAGAUGGGCGGUGGUUUGCUGUUGGGCGGUGCCGGGGACGGCGAAUGCCAGUCAGCAGCGCAUGGCAGCAGUCAACCGUCCACGGACUCGGGCAACAUAUCACCACGCUCUCUGGACUCUGAAUCGGGCAGUGAGUGGAGCGAAUGCGAAUCGGCCCAAACAAUGAACGAUGCGACCACCACAUUCAACAUUGUGGCCAAUGGCAGCCUGGAGCUGUAUUGCCAGUAUACGGAGUCACAGACUCUGGCCAAACAGUGUGCACGCUGCAAGCGUGACUUUCUCGUCGACGAGCACACCGGCCAGUAUUUAACCACGGAGCAGUGCACCUAUCAUUGGGGCAAGUAUCAGCGCUAUUUCGAUGGUGGCAGCUGGCUGACUCGCUGGACCUGUUGCAAUGCCACCGAGGAGGCGGGCGGCUGCUCCAAGCACGAGCUGCACGUAUGGACGGGCUCAGUUGUGGGUGUCAAUGGGCCCUAUCAUGACUUUGUCCAUACGCGUCAUCGCAACGGAAGUGUCGGCAGCAGUGGCAGUGGCAGUGGCACCAACGUCUAUGCAUUGGACUGCGAGAUGUCGUAUACAGGACGUGGCUUGGAUGUGACCAAAGUCUCUCUGGUCGCACUCAAUGGACAGCUGGUGUACGAGCAUUUCGUGCGUCCCGUUGCAGACAUUGUCGAUUAUAAUACACGCUUCUCCGGCAUCACAGCCAAGCACAUGGCCACGGAGGGUGUCAAGACACUGGCGGAGGUGCAACGCGAUCUGUUGCAGCUAAUCGAUGCUGACACCAUACUGAUUGGUCAUGGGCUGGACAACGAUUUGAGGGCGUUGCGCAUUGUACACAAUACGCUGAUUGACACCUCAAUAGCGUUCCCACACUCAAGUGGAUUCCCCUAUCGGCGCGCCCUGCGCCAUCUCACCAAAAUGCAUCUGAAGCGGGAGAUCCAGUGCGGCGACGGGACAACGGGGCACAGCAGCUUCGAGGACUCACGAGCCUGCAUGGAGCUGAUGUUAUGGCGUGUGCGUCGCGAUCUCAAUGCCGACUACUGGGAGGAUUAGGAUUAGAUGAUUAGGAAGCGUACGUUCUAGUUACUAAUUAUAGCUCAUACGUAUCCCUAACUGUAGCCGUCAAUAGUACAUACGAGUAGUUGUUAGCUAUGGGCGUGGCCAGUGCUGCGCUUUUGUAUUUAAUCUCAACACGCGUGAGUGGCAAGCGAAAUGGCAAAAGUCGUUUUUGUGUCUAUUUUUUUUUUUUUUUGUAAGUCAAAAUUUUUAUGUAGUUCAUAAGCGGAAUUAUUUAUAGAUGGUAUGCUAGCUAGGAGGUACACACCAUUAAUAUAUUUGUUUUAUUAGUUUUCCUUUUUGUUUUCGAGCAACCACAAAAAAAAAUGUACUGAAGUUUUAACUGUGAUGUUUUUUCACUUUCUCACAUAUACAACCGAAAAUGAACUGUAUAAGAUGGAAGCACUUAAUCAACGACGACAACAACAAAAACAACAAACAAACAAAAAAAUAUUAUACAAAUAGCUUACAAAAGAAUACAUAAAACGUAAAUAUAUAUGUAGAAAUGCGAAAUGUGAAUUCAAAAUUGAAAAGCACGUUCACAACAUGAUUUUGUUUUUUCUUUUCCUGUUUUUUUUUUAUUUUUAUUUUGCACACGAUAAAAAGUACGAAUGAAGCAUCUCAUAAUUUCUAUUUUACAACACACGUAAUACUAUAUAAGAUUUGUUUUUUUUUUGCAAAAUACUUAGUUUAUUUAAUUUGUUUUUUUUUUUCUUAGCUAUUAUUAUUUUUAUUAUUUAUUUGGCGAUUCAUGCAAUGCAAAGGGAGAAAAGAAUAGAAAAUAGAGAAGACAAAUUGUUGAAAUGAACAAUUUGCGUUAAUUUUUGAUUGUUUUCUUCUUCUUUUUUUUGCAUAGCUGGCAGAAAAAGUUCAUUGAAAAUUUCUUCAAGUGCAUAAUUUUUUACCUUGAACUCCAUCGCGCAUUCUACCAGCAGCCUAGGCAAGAAUAAGUUUAUACGAUAUGGCAUGAAUGUAUGUACUAUAUAGUAUAUGUAUAUAACAACUUAAGGCAUUCUGAAACAUAUAAUGUUGGCAUUGCAUAUCUUUCAAAUUUGCAUCGUUAAUAAUAAUACCUUGCAUACCAUGUAGUCUUAUUAUUAUCGCUAUUCAAUACACAACACAACUUUAAAUAUUUACUUAUGUUCCUAGCAGCUAAAGCAAGCGACAAUUAUACUAUCAAGAUUUAGUUGAAGAUGACGCAGUAAUUAGCUGUUAACACUGUUGUGACACGUUAACUAUACAUAUUCAUGCAUAUAUAUAAAUUUUACAAUAUAUACAUACAUACAUAUGAGAGUAAAAUGAUGAUGAUGAUGAUGAUGAUGAUGCUGAUGAAGAUGGUCAUGCGAAUGUUGAAGAAAAUUCAAAAGAAACAAACAUACAA
Scaptodrosophila lebanonensis is the source of this 4113-nucleotide messenger RNA. RefSeq lists its product as uncharacterized. Gene Ontology annotation, cellular component: nucleus. Lineage: Eukaryota; Metazoa; Arthropoda; Insecta; Diptera; Drosophilidae. Gene Ontology annotation, molecular function: exonuclease activity; nucleic acid binding. The coding region runs from base 39 to 2729 and encodes 896 amino acids. The transcript has 3 exons. The record is from RefSeq and is a predicted model, not a curated record.